AUGAUCGUCGACCCCACCUCUUCAUACUCAUCCAUGGCCAACACGAAUGAAUUCGACGAGCAGGCCCCUCCCUCAUACGAUACCGCUGUAGGCGAUCGUUCAGAACCGCAGGGCCCGUUCGUGCCCGAGAGCUCUCACAAGGGGCGAGAUAUCAAAGUCAACCCCUUUCCCCCUUCACUCCCCAACCCCGCACCCUACGACGGACAUCCAGGUCCCUCGCGGACAGUCGUCUACAACUAUGUGAACCCACGCACUGGUGAACGAGUUGUUUCUCUCCUUCCACCAGAUCACCCCCAGAUGGUCUGUCUCCAGGAGGGUGGCCAUGUUCCGGCGACCAAGUACGGCUUGCUGGGUGUGCUUGCCGCGGUCUUCUGGUUUCCGCUAGGGAUCGGCCUCUGCUUGCUUGACCGCAAGGUCUACUGCAAGCGCUGCGGGAUGUCAAUCGACGAGGGACUCUGCUGA
Epithele typhae is the source of this 462-nucleotide messenger RNA. RefSeq lists its product as uncharacterized. The record is from RefSeq and is a predicted model, not a curated record. Lineage: Eukaryota; Fungi; Basidiomycota; Agaricomycetes; Polyporales; Epitheliaceae. The transcript is spliced from 4 exons. Bases 1 to 462 code for a protein of 153 amino acids.